Molecule: messenger RNA, 1760 nt
Organism: Chanos chanos (milkfish)
Lineage: Eukaryota; Metazoa; Chordata; Actinopteri; Gonorynchiformes; Chanidae
Gene: mlf2
Product: myeloid leukemia factor 2
Exons: 8
Coding region: 737-1489 (250 amino acids)
Source: RefSeq, a predicted model, not a curated record
UUUCCAAUUGUCUCUUUCUUUACAAUUUAUAAACAGGUGUUUUAAAGGACCUACUUUUUUUGUGAAUGUGGCUUUAGUCAUCCAAGUCACCAAACUGGACGUCUGCUGCUUCUUUGUAUCGGAUUAAGGGUCGAAAUAACAAACAGCAUUUUUUUUUGCUGAUUUACUGACAUUUUGGCUUCCUUUGUCACACUGACUUCCGUUUUCAUGUGCAAUCAACCAAAGAGUUAACCUAUAUUUUGAUAAAGAAAGAACUAAGCUAAACAUUUUUUGUAGAAAUUUAGCGUUUCAAAUAUAGCGGUUGAUUGGUGACCUCGCUUUAGAGAAGCAACUAGGUAAAGGACUUAAUUGUUUUCAGGCUACGCGCAUGCUAAUAUGCUAAGCUAACUUGUUUAUCCUGUCCUAACAAGUUACCUGCUAAUUGGCCAUCUACUUGGGUUACAUUGAAUGAUUUGACACAGGCAUAAAUGAUAGCUAUAUUUGAACUUAUCCAGAGUGAAUUGAAUACCAGGCUCGGGGAAUUCGCCGUCGCUGCAUUGUUAGAUAAUAAAACCAGGAGCUGGAUUGUAUAACCGUGUGCAACGUUCUUGCGUUUCCCAUCAAGCUAAUCUCAGUUUGAUGGUUCGUUGACACAUAAAUCGUUUUAUAUUCCCGGUGCUUUUUAAAAGUAAAUUUUUUGGAAGACAAAGCGAAGCGAGCAGUUCUUUGUUUUUGGAAGUCGGCAAAAUAAACAAAAAUGUAUCGGUACCCUAAUGAAGUUGAUAACAGCGCUUACAUGAUGGAUCCUUUUGCGGCCCACAGACAACAGAUGAGGAGUCUGUUUGGUCCGUUUGGGUUUGAGCCUUUUCCACUGAGCCCACAGAUUCAGCAUCCGCGGACACACCUGCAGCCGCAGGCUGGCGCCCUGGCUCCCUUUGGAAUGAUGGGAAUGGGAGGAGGCUUUAUGGACAUGUUUGGAAUGAUGGGCGGAAUGUUGGAGAACAUGGAGCGGAUGUCCGGCUCUCCUAACUGUCAGACCUACUCUUCCUCCACCAUCAUCUCAUACUCUUCCUCUGACUCCGGCGCUCCCAAAGUCUUCCAGCAGACCAGCGAACUCCGCACUGCACCGGGAGGGAUCCGUGAGACGCGUCAGUCCAUGCGGGACAGCGAGAGCGGUUUAGAGCGCAUGGCGAUCGGUCAUCACAUCGGGGACAGAGGUCACGUGAUGGAACGUUCCAGAAACCGACGCACGGGCGACAGAGAGGAGAGGCAGGACUUCAUCAAUCUGGAAGAGAGUGAGGCGGCUGCGUUCGAUGAGGAGUGGAGGAGGGAAACCGGCCGGUACCCGCCUCCCAACGCCCGGGGGCUGGACUACGGGCGUGACCGUAGAGCAGGGGCGGGGCAGCAGCUGGCUCUCACUGCUCCACCAAGCUCCUCCCCUUCUCCCGCCCCCAGACAUGACUCACCGCGCCACCCCCCGCCCCACUCCCGCCCGCGCUACGACUGGUGAGAGGUCCAACAGACGAACGAACAGACAGAAAUGUGAAUUCCACAACGCUGUGAAGGAGUGAAAGGGGGAACGAAGGAGGGAAAGAAGAGAUGGAAUACCUGCCUGUCAGAGAUAAAAUGAUAGAACUGGACUGGUCUAUAUAGAUAUUUACGUAUAUAAAUAAACGCGCGCGCGCGCACACACACACACACACACACACACACGUGUUUAGUAUGUAUAUGCAUUAAAAAUUUUGACGCUUGUUGCCCUGUCAUUGCUACACACACACACA